Messenger RNA from Peronospora matthiolae, 846 nucleotides. The record is from the annotation of a GenBank genome assembly. NCBI's taxonomy places the organism in Eukaryota, Oomycota, Peronosporomycetes, Peronosporales, Peronosporaceae.
AUGUGUGAACAAGAAUGCAAGCACGAAGACACCAUGUGCAACGUGCCAUAUCGAAGUGCUGUCGGAGGCAUCAUGUAUCUCAUGGUCGCCACACGUCCGGAUCUAGCUGCUGCAGUGGGAUCAUUAUCCCAGUUCUCGUCCGACCCAUGCCCGACUCACUGGCAAGCUUUGAAGCGUGUGCUGAGAUACCUGCAAGCAACGCCCAAUCAUGGUCUUGAGUUUACACGUGAAGAAGGAAGCCGUAUCUGCGGGUACACCGACGCAGACUGGGCCGGCGACAUUGAGUCAAGACGAAGUACAAGCGGAUAUGUGUUCAUGAUGAGCGGAGGAUGCAUCAGCUGGAAAAGCCAGAAACAACGGACGGUCGCGCUAUCUUCAACAGAAGCAGAAUACAUGGCGCUUUCCGAAGCAACCAAAGAAGCAGUAUGGCUCAAAGUGCUUUUGGGGGAACUUGGUGAGAUGACAAGCGACGAAGCGAUCAAGAUGUAUGAAGACAACCAAGGAUCAAUCGCUCUCGCCAAGAACCCGGAGUUCCAUAAGAGAACAAAACACAUCGACAUACGCUACCAUUUUGUGCGUGAGAAGGUGGAAUCAGGUGAAGUCGUUUUGGAGUAUUGCCCGACUCAAGAUAUGCUGGCAGACAUGAUGACCAAGCCGAUCGCCGCUGUACAAUUUGAAAACAUUCGCGAUCGACUUGGGAUCCAAGGUGCCGCAGCUAACGAGUCGAGAGGGAGUGUUGAAAAGACAGCGGCUGUGAAGAAGACACCUCGUCAAGCUGCGUCAAGUGUUGAAGCAAGUGGAAGACCAAGCUUCGCUAUACCGGUGGGUACCGGUAUGUACCAGUAA